AUGCCGUCAGCAAUUCCCAAGCCCCCGGGGGUCUUCCUCCUCGGCAACCUCUUCGACGUGAACUCUGGCAACCCCUGGAUGUCAUUCAACAAACUUUCGACCAAGUAUCGUCCCAUUUGUAAAGUCACCAUUCUCGGCCACGACAUUGUUCUGGUCACCGGCGCCGCCCUCCUGGAAGAAAUUUGCGACGAAAAGCGCUUCCGAAAAUGUGUCAACGGGCCCAUCGUCGAGAUUCGACAGGCAGUCCACUCGAGUCUAUUCACAGCCUUCCAUAGUGAAAUGGAUUCUUGGGGCGUCGCCCAUCGCAUCAUGGCGCCCCUUGUCACCCCGGAAGCCGUCGCGCAAGUCUUCACGGACAUGCGCGAGGUAUCGAACGAUCUGAUCAGGAAGUGGACCGCUGGACCGCGCCAGCGCGUCAAUGUCACCGACGACCUGGAUCGUCUUAAUCAUGCCGCGAACAUGCUGUGUUUCUUCGACCAACGACUGCACUGCCUAGAAGGUCCAGAGCCGACGCUCAUCAAGGCCAUGGAGGGCGCUACCACCGAAGCUGUCCGACGCCCUAGCCGCCCGAAGUUCCUCAACUGGCUCCUCUAUCAGCGCAAGUUCGACAACUUCAACAAAGCUUUGCGCGAUUACUCAGCCGACUGCAUCGCACAUCGGCGCGCCAACCCGUCCGCCAAGAAAGAUAUGCUACACGCGAUCAUCGAGGGCACAGAUCCAGAAACAGGAAAGGGACUGGACGACGUCCAACAGAUUGACGAAAUCAUCAACGUCUUUAUCGGCAGCGCAACGGCACCGAACCUUGUUGCGUUCGCCCUUUACUAUCUGAUGAAGAACCCCAAGGAGAUCGCGCGCGCCCGGGAAGAACUGGAUGCUGUCGUUGGAGGACCCGGUGCCCAGAUCGAACACGAGCAUUUGGCAAACCUCCCCUACUGCACUGCCAUUCUCCGCGAAGCCAUGCGUCUCGCCCCUCCAGCCCCUGGCUUCAAUAUCGAAGCCAUCCCAUCCGACGAAGGCCCAGUCUACCUCGCUGGAGGCGAGUACGAAGUUCCGCGUGAUCAACCCCUCAUCGCGAUCCUGUAUGGUGUGAAUCGCGACCCGGCCAUCUUCGAGGAUCCCGAUGCAUUCAAGCCCGAGCGUAUGGUCGGCGAGAAGUACGACCGGUUGCCGUCGAGUGUCAAGAAAGGAUUCGGAAACGGCAAGCGUCACUGUAUUGGGAAGCAGUACGCGUGGGAAUGGUCGUUCUUCACGCUGGUCAGCAUCCUUAAAGAUGUGGAAUUUGAAUUGGCCGACAAGAAAUACGUGACCAACCCGGCGACCGAAAACUACAAUGGCGCGUUCACUGUGAAGCCGCUGGGACUUUUCGCUGUCACAGGGCCCCGACCCCGAGCAGGCUAG
Aspergillus aculeatus ATCC 16872 is the source of this 1398-nucleotide messenger RNA. RefSeq names its product putative cytochrome P450. Bases 1 to 1398 code for a protein of 465 amino acids. The record is from RefSeq and is a predicted model, not a curated record. Gene Ontology annotation, molecular function: heme binding; oxidoreductase activity, acting on paired donors, with incorporation or reduction of molecular oxygen; iron ion binding. Lineage: Eukaryota; Fungi; Ascomycota; Eurotiomycetes; Eurotiales; Aspergillaceae. The transcript is spliced from 2 exons.